Molecule: messenger RNA, 1962 nt
Organism: Arachis duranensis
Lineage: Eukaryota; Viridiplantae; Streptophyta; Magnoliopsida; Fabales; Fabaceae
Product: F-box/kelch-repeat protein SKIP4
Exons: 3
Coding region: 704-1789 (361 amino acids)
Molecular function (GO): protein binding
Source: RefSeq, a predicted model, not a curated record
UGCUAAUAAAGCUGGUUUUUUUUGCGGGGGAUAAUGUUUUGAUGCUCAAGGGGAGCACCAUUGUAAUGAGUAUAAGAUUUAGGGUAGGAUUAUUGGGAAUUUGGGGGAGAAUUAUACAAAUUGAAAGAAGAUUAACCAGGAGAAGAGAGUUCAACUAUCCUCUAAUUCACUUCCUAGUUCCUAUUAUCCUAUUUAUACUAAUUCCUUCAGUAACUAAUUCCAUUGCUAUAAAUUGGUACUACUUUGGGCUAUUUAGGGCCAUAGUUGUUACAUAGGAAUUAGAUUUUGAAACGCUGAAAAAGAUUAAGCAUGUGAUUGUACUUUGAUGGCUUACCCUUUUCCUUAACCAUGCCUAAGUUUACACAUGGUAUAUACAUAUAGCCUGGCAAUUUGUUGUUCUCUUAACCUACUUAUAUUGGAUGAUAAUUUGUUGCUUGAAGUUAAAGUGUAUUGUGAUAUACCUUUGAUAAAAGAAGUUUGUGUCUCCGGUAUUGGCUGCAUCGUUGUCCAUUUUAACUAUUAUUUAUGAUGCCUGUGAAAUGGGGGAUUAGCUAUUCAUCUUGAACGUGAUUAGGAAAUAUCAGCUUUCGCCAACCUUUUUUAAGUCUCAUACAUUUACAUUCUGUGGUGGAUAGUGACAACAUGGUGGGGAUACACAUAAUAUAGGAUCACAUGGUCCUCUGCAUUAAUUCCAGUGGAGCAUAUGGAUGAUAGUAAAGAAUCAUUAACUGAUGCCAAUGAAGCAGAAGCCACUACUUCAACACUCAUUGCUGGUCUUCCAGAUGACAUAUCUCUUUGCUGCUUGGCACGAAUUCCUAGAAAACAUCAUUCAGUCCUGAAGUGUGUCUCAAAGAGAUGGAGGGACUUGGUUUGCAGUGAAGAGUGGUAUCAAUAUCGCCGAAAGCACAAACUUGAUGAGACCUGGAUCUAUGCUUUGUGCAGGGGUGAAUUAGAAGAUCAGAUUUGCUGCUAUGUUUUGGAUCCAAACUCAUCAAGAAGAUCUUGGAAGCUUAUUCCGGGGCUUCCACCUCGCAUGUUGAAGAGAAAAGGCAUGGGAUUUGAAGCUUUAGGAAAUAAACUAUUCUUAUUUGGAGGUUGUGGGUGGUCUGAAGAUGCUACUGAUGAGGCCUAUUCUUAUGAUGCUUCCACAAACACUUGGGUUGAAGCUGCUUCCUUGUCAACUGCUAGGUGCUACUUUGCUUCUGAAGUUUUAGGUGAGAAGUUAUAUGCCAUUGGAGGAAUAGGUUCAAAUUCAAGUGAUCCUCAUUCUUGGGAUACUUUUGACCCUUGCACAAAUACUUGGAUAUCUCAUAGAGAUCCCAAUAUUGUUCCCGAAAUAGAAGAUUCUGUAGUGAUGGAUGGGAAGAUAUACAUCCGGUGCGGCAAAUCUCCAGUAACUCACCGCGUGUAUGGCGUUGUAUAUGAUCCGUCGAAUGGCACAUGGCAGCAUGCUGAUACUGAGCUGGUAUCAGGAUGGAGCGGUCCUGCAGUUGUUGUUGAUGGAGUCCUUUAUGUUUUGGAUGAGAGUUCGGGAACGCGGUUAAUGAUGUGGCAUAAGGAGAGGCAGGAAUGGUUGCCCGUUGGAAGAUUUUCGCCGCUGCUUACAAGGCCUCCAUGCCGGGUUGUUGCAGUUGGUAAGACCAUUUUCGUUGUUGGCAGAGGACUUAGCACUGUGGUUAUUGAUGUUGGUGAUUUGGGAAAUAUUGGAAAGAGGGUUAUGAUUGGUUCUUCCAUUCCCAAAUUAAUGUCUGCUUCCAAUGUAAUUAGCUGUAAAUGCUUGGCAAUAUGAAGAAAGAAUGAAACUCUUUUCAGCAGUUAAUCAUUGUUAGUGAAGUUAAAGUAAAGCACAUGUAUUAAUGGUGCAUAAUUCUGAAUGUAUGUGUUUGUAUUCAAGGGUGUUACUUUGUUGAACAACAUUGCAUGUUGUAACAAAAAAGAUGUAUGUAUUAUAGAAUAUGCUUU